AUGGAAAGUAGCGAAUAUAGCAAAUAUGUAAAUUUGCCAUUUUAUGGUGAAAUGGACGAUAGUAUAAUGAAGUCAAAUGAAAUAGAUAGUAUUUCAAUGUCUCAAUAUAUAAAUGACUCCUCGAGAAAUGAUGUAGAGUCUCUUGGAGAUUUAGAUGUUAAUUCAUUUGAUAAUGGAAAUCAGUUUACAUCUGAUACUCAGAUUGCUUCAGAAGGAUGGGACUCAUCCACACAUAUAAUUCAUGAAAAUGUUCAAAAUAAUAACCCACAAUUAGCAUUAAUAAAUCCUGUAGCGGCAGGUUCACAAUACCUAACAGAUUCAACCUUUAUGGACCAACCUGGCCAGUCAUUGAAAGUUCAACAGCAAGGUCAUUCGUAUGGAACGCGGUACGCAAAUCAAUUACGUCCGACACCCGGUAUUGAACCUCGCAGAAGAAAAGUCCCAAAAGAAAAAAAUGAACCAGAAGAUAAGGGACCUUAUUGUAUUUGUCAAGGCCCAUCUUAUGGAACAAUGAUUAUUU
Funneliformis mosseae is the source of this 520-nucleotide messenger RNA. The record is from the annotation of a GenBank genome assembly. NCBI's taxonomy places the organism in Eukaryota, Fungi, Glomeromycota, Glomeromycetes, Glomerales, Glomeraceae.